Ictalurus punctatus (channel catfish) is the source of this 14580-nucleotide messenger RNA. It is a transcript of the gene chd6, whose product is annotated as chromodomain helicase DNA binding protein 6. NCBI's taxonomy places the organism in Eukaryota, Metazoa, Chordata, Actinopteri, Siluriformes, Ictaluridae. Bases 1163 to 9979 code for a protein of 2938 amino acids. The record is from RefSeq and is a predicted model, not a curated record. Gene Ontology annotation, molecular function: protein binding; ATP binding; ATP-dependent chromatin remodeler activity. The transcript is spliced from 37 exons.
CCAAAUAACCACAUACACAUAACACAAACCAGUUUCUGACUGCCUGCAUGCCUUAACGCAGAGGUCACCACCCCUGUUCCUGGAGAUCUGCCUUCCUGAAGACUUUAGCUACAACCAUAAUUAUGUCCACCUGACCAUCUAAGGGUCCAGUGAUGUCCUUCAGGUAGGCCAACACCAGUCUGUCACAUGAUUUCAUGACCACAGAUAUCAAAGCAGCACUUCUGUAGUCAUUCAGUCCUCUGACCUUGGGUUUUCUUUAGGAGGGGGAUGAUGGUGGAGUAUUUGAAGUAUGAAGGGACUUUACACUGCUCCAGGUAUCUGUUGAAGAUCUGGGUGAAGAUGGGUGACAGUUGUUCAGCAGAGACCUUCAAACAGGCUGGUGAGAUGCUGUCUGGGCCUGGAGCUUUCCAGAUCUUCUGUUUCUGGAAGAGCUGGCAUACAUGCUCUUCACAGAUCCUAAGUGCGGGUUGUGUAGCGAGAGCGGGGGUAGCAGGGGGUGUUAAUGAUUGUGUGGUGGGAAGGUCAGAGCUGAAUCAUAGAAAUGAUUCUGGUCAUCAGCCAGUUAUUGAUUUGCAACAGAUAGAGGCAAUUGUGUCUUGUAGUUGGUGAGCCUUUCCAACUUGAUGCAGGGCCAUUGGCCGAAAACUGUUUUUUGGGGGGACAUUGUUCAGUGUGGUAGUGCUAGAUGUGGAGUUGCAGAUCCCGACAGACUUGGGCCUCCCAGUCAGAACAUCCAGGAUCCAGUUGCAGAGGGAGGUGUUUAAACCCAGCAGGCUCAGCUUUCAGUUGUUGUGGGAUGAUUGUGUUGAAUACUGAAGUGAAGCAUCCUUACGUAAUUGUCCUUUUUGUCUAGAUGGAUGGUAGCAGAUAUGGUGUCCUCUGUUGAGUGGUUGGGAUGGUAUUCAUACGGAUAUGGAUCCAGUGUGGUGGGAAGACUGCUCUUUGUGUUUCAAGAGUAGCUGCUCAAAGCACUUCAUGAUGAUGGGUAUGAGUGCAACAGGCUGGUAGUCAUUCAGGGAGGACACACAUGAUUUCUUCGGCACAAGGAUGAUGGUGGUCAUCUUGAAGCACACAGGGACAACUGAUUGGCUCAGGGAAAUGUUGAAGAUGUCUGUGGAGACAUCUACAAACUAAGCAGCACCUGCCCUGAGCACCUAGCCAGAUGUCUGCCACGCACAUUUUAAUGCACACUUCAGCUACUUCAGCCACCACUGCCUCUGAGCAGAAUGCACAAACCACUUUUUCCAUAGGCCACUUUGGCAAGGAGCAGAUCCGCAUCAUCGAUGGGCCAUCUAACCACUGUGUGGCUCAUGCAAAGCUCUCUGGGAUGAGGGAAGUAGUCCAAGGGUCUAGCAGCCCCAGUCCCCACCUUUCUGUUUCACCAGUCAACAGCGAGGAGGAUGAUGGAGGAGGUGGGCCCAGGGUGAGGAAAAAACGGAAAAAAAAAGACAAGAAAGACACAAGAGAGGACAGAGAGUGCAACAAUAGACCAAAGAAAAAGAAGGUACAGAAAGAAGGGAAGGGGCUGCUCCUGAAGAAAUCAAAAGCACUGAACGAGCUAAAAGAGACAAAGAAGGUGGAGGGGAAGGUAGUAAAGGAUCCUAAAAAGGUCAAGAAAGUUCAAGAGGUCAAGUCAAAAACACAGGGAAAGGAUGUGACCGCCCCACCAAGGCAGCGUGGGAGGAAGCCGAAAGAGCAGAGUGUUGUCCCCCUGGAGAAAAGGAAAAAAGGGAAGCGGAAAAGUGAUGCAUUGCAAGAGGCCGCUGAGAGUGAUGAUACUGCCUCACUCUGUACACUGGCUACAGGAGGAGAAGAAAGCACAGACCCUAUGGACAACACUAAGAGGAGAUCAGGUCGUCAGGUGAAGCGUAGGAAGUACAAUGAAGAUCUAGAUUUUAAAGUUGUGGAUGAUGAUGGUGAGACCAUUGCUGUGUUAGGAGCAGAGCGAAUUCCCGCUCUCUCCUCCUCUACCCUAGCUUGGCAAGCAGAGGAACCCCCUGAAGAUGAAGCCAACAUCAUUGAAAAGAUUCUCUCUGUGCGGACUAUUAAGAAGGAGACAUUCCAUGGAGAACCAGUUGAAGAGUCAGAAGAGUUUUAUGUGAAGUACAGAAAUUUUUCCUACCUUCACUGUAAAUGGGCAACAUUGGAGGAGCUGGAAAAGGACCCUCGCAUUCACCAAAAAAUCAAGCGCUUCAGGAACAAACACGCACAGAUGAAGCACAUUUUCUCAGAGCUGGAUGAAGACCUCUUUAAUCCAGACUAUGUUGAAGUAGAUCGGGUUUUGGAGAUUGCGAUCACCACAGACACAGAAACUGGAGAGGAGGUGACACACUACCUUGUAAAGUGGUGUUCUCUGUCCUAUGAGGAAAGCACUUGGGAACUGCAGGAGGAUGUAGACCCUGUGAAGAUUCGUGAGUUUGAGGAGCUCAGGAAAAUACCAGAACUCACGUCUGUUGAAAGGCCUUCACCAGAGCAAUGGCAGAAGCUUGAACAUUCUCGUGAAUACAGAAAUGGCAACCAACUCAGAGAAUACCAGCUAGAAGGCAUGAAUUGGCUUCUUUUCAAUUGGUACAAUAGGAAAAAUUGUAUCCUAGCUGAUGAAAUGGGCCUUGGAAAAACCAUCCAGUCCAUAACAUUCCUCUAUGAGAUCUUCCUUAUGGGUUUGAGAGGUCCCUUCCUAAUCAUCGCUCCUCUCUCAACCAUUACAAACUGGGAGAGAGAGUUCCGCACAUGGACGGAGAUUAAUGUAAUUGUUUAUCAUGGUAGCCAGAUCAGCCGCCAGAUGAUCCUGCAGUACGAGAUGUAUCACAGAGAUGAACAGGGAAACAUAAUGCCUGGCGUGUUUAAGUUUCAUGGUAUAAUUACCACAUUUGAGAUGAUCAUGGCUGAUUGCCCUGAACUGAAAAAGGUUAACUGGCGCUGUGUGGUGAUUGACGAAGCUCAUCGACUGAAGAAUCGUAACUGUAAACUGCUGGAAGGACUCAAACUCAUGAACUUGGAGCAUAAAGUACUCCUUACAGGUACACCUCUACAGAACUCUGUGGAGGAACUCUUCAGUCUGCUCAACUUCCUGGAGCCAGUGCAGUUUCCCUCAGAGAGCACUUUCCUUGAGGAGUUCGGAGAUCUAAAAACAGAGGAGCAGGUUAAGAAGCUUCAAGCAAUUUUGAAGCCCAUGAUGUUGAGGCGGCUGAAGGAUGAUGUGGAGAAGAACUUGGCCCCCAAAGAAGAAACCAUCAUUGAGGUGGAACUCACUAAUAUCCAGAAGAAAUAUUACCGGGCCAUCUUGGAGAAAAACUUUACCUUUCUGGCAAAGGGAGCCAACCAGCAUAAUAUGCCAAACCUAAUCAACACUAUGAUGGAGCUACGCAAGUGCUGCAACCAUCCAUAUCUCAUCACAGGUGCUGAAGAAAAGAUUCUGGAUAGCUUUAGGAAAACCCACAAUCCUGAUGCACCAGAUUUCCAGCUCCAGGCUAUGAUUCAGGCGGCUGGUAAAUUGGUGCUUAUUGACAAGCUGCUCCCCAAACUCAUUGCUGGGGGACAUAAAGUGUUGGUGUUCUCCCAGAUGGUUCGGUGCCUAGAUAUACUAGAGGACUACCUCAUUCAGAGAAGGUACACAUAUGAGCGUAUUGAUGGGAGAGUCAGAGGGAAUCUGCGACAAGCGGCUAUUGAUAGAUUUUGUAAGGUGGAUUCGGACCGCUUUGUCUUCCUGCUGUGCACAAGAGCUGGGGGGCUGGGAAUCAACCUCACCGCUGCAGAUACUUGCAUCAUAUUCGACUCUGACUGGAACCCACAGAACGACCUACAGGCUCAAGCUCGCUGUCAUCGGAUUGGCCAGAGCAAAGCUGUGAAGGUUUAUCGUCUUAUUACACGCAAUUCGUAUGAGAGGGAGAUGUUUGACAAAGCCAGUCUAAAGCUGGGACUGGACAAAGCUGUUCUACAGGAUAUCAACCGCAAAGGCAGUUUAAAUGGGGUACAGCAGCUGUCUAAGAUGGAAGUGGAAGAUCUCUUGAGGAAAGGUGCAUAUGGUGCCCUUAUGGACGAGGAAGACGAAGGCUCAAAGUUCUGUGAAGAAGAUAUUGAUCAGAUUCUGCAACGCCGCACUCAGACCAUCACCAUUCAGUCUGAAGGGAAGGGAUCCACAUUUGCUAAGGCCAGCUUUGUUUCCUCUGGAAACCGAACUGACAUCUCUCUGGAUGACCCGAACUUCUGGCAGAAAUGGGCAAAAAUCGCUGAGCUGGAGAUUGACUCAAAGGAAGAGAAGGAGAGUCUUGUGAUUGAUACACCUCGUGUGCGGAAACAAACACGACACUACAACUCAUUUGAGGAUGAUGAGCUGAUGGAGUUCUCAGAGCUAGACAGUGACUCAGAGGAGCGUCCUUGUCGUUCACGACGCCUUGGCGAGCGCAACAAGCGAUAUCUUCGAGCAGAAUGCUUCAGAGUGGAGAAGAACCUGCUUAUAUUCGGGUGGGGGCGGUGGAAGGACAUACUGAAUCAUGGACGUUUUAAGUGGCACCUUACAGAAAGAGAUGUGGAAGUCCUGUGCAGAGCACUGCUUGCCUACUGUGUACGUCACUACAGAGGUGACGACAAGAUCAAAAGCUUCAUCUGGGACUUAAUCACACCCACCAAGGAUGGGCACAAUCAAGCACUCCAUAACCACUCAGGACUGUCUGUUCCUGUACCCCGGGGACGCAAGGGUAAGAAACUAAAGAACCAGUUAAGUCCUCCUGAGCUAAAGAAUGCUGACUGGCUAGUCCACUGUAACCCCGAAGUAGUACUCCAGGAUGACAGCUACAAGAAACACCUCAAACAGCACUGUAACAAGGUACUGCUGAGGGUGCGGAUGCUGUAUUACCUUAAAGCAGAGGUACUCGGGGAGGCUGCCAAUCAGGCUCUAGAAGGAGUCUCAUCCAGUAAAUUAGAGGUGGCCCUGCCAGAAGUUGACUACAUGGAAAUCCCUACUGGUUGGUGGGAUGCAGAGGCAGAUAAGUCUCUGCUUAUUGGAGUACACAAACAUGGGUAUGAGAGGUACAAUGCCAUGCGUGCAGAUCCUCAGCUCUGUUUCUUAGAGCGGGUGGGAAUGCCAGAUGUCAUCGCACUUACAGCAGAGCAGAGUGGUGCUGAGGUUGCCCCCGAUGUACAUGACAGUGUAAGUAAGAGCGAUGAUAUAAAAGAAGAAGUAGAUGGUAAGCCAGAGGGAAUGGAAGACAAAGAAAAGCAAAAGCAGACAAACUCUUUCUCAGAGGACACAGAGAAACAUGACAGUUCUCUUGGAGUGACUCGUCCGGACGGAUUAUCUGAGGAGGUAGUGGAGCAAGGUCAGGCACUAUGGCCAACAGCAUCUGCUCUUACAGCAAGAUUACGACGACUUAUUACUGCCUAUCAGCGCUACACACGCCGUGAACCAUUUCGUCAUGAAAUUCUUGGGCAAGAGGGCAUUGGUCCUGUUGCCUGGCAACUGGGUGAGGAGCUACGACGCUGUAUGACAAAUUCUGAUCCACUUUUCCUUGAGUGGCAAAGAAGGUGGACACGCCGUGAACAGGCUGAUUUCUACCGUACUGUGUCCUCAUUCGGGGUGGUAUAUGACCCAGAGAAGAAGGUUUUUGACUGGCGCCAGUUCCGUAUCUUUGCUCGUUUAGAGAGAAAAACAGAUGAAAGUUUGGAGAGAUAUUUUUGGAGCUUUGUGUCUAUGUGUCGUACUGCCUGCAGGCUGCCCCCAAGGAAAGAUGAAGGUCUGGUUGACCCCACUCUAUGUAUAGAACCCAUUACUGAAGAACGAGCUGCUCGUACAUUGUACCGCAUUGAGCUCAUGCGAAAGGUUCGUGAGCAGGUGUUGAAUCACCCACUCCUAGAGGAGCGGCUGAAGCUGUGUCGUCCUAGUCUUUACUUGCCUGUUUGGUGGGAAUGUGGCAAACAUGACCGUGAUCUUCUCAACGGUGUAGCCAAGCAUGGCCUUAGCCGCACUGACUUCUACAUAUUGAAUGAUUCACAUUUGUCUUUCUUGGAGACCUACCGUAACUACGUCCAGAAAGAAAACCAUGGCAACCCAGUGUCAAGCUUGCCCCCUCAACACUGCUAUCUGGGUCACUGCCAUUCUCCUCAACCCACAGAGUAUCAUCAUACCCUCUUUCACUCCACACAAAUACACCAGCACAUGCAUGCACAUGGACACCACCAAGCCUCAGAAGUAGCAGCAGCAUCGGAAUCAGAAAGCACUUUAACUAUGCCUGCAAACUCCAGGGAAAGCUUCUUGGAUUGCCCCACAAUUAAUGACUCUUUGGAUCUUGGGUCUUUACAGCAUGAAGGCUUGGCCUCUGGCUCCCUUCAUAGCAAAACUAGCAAAGAGCCCUUCAAUGGAUUUCCCUUUAAUUCCACCUCAGCUGGUCAGAGUAUGUUAAAUUCAUAUGAUGUACAAGGGACACAAGGAGACAUGACUGACUCUAUAGAUGGGAAACUUCGAAAUGACGUUCUUGUGGGAGAACAGGGGUCUUCAGAGGAGACUGGGUUAAUGGCCCCUUCAGUGGAACUAAAUGAACUUCAGACCCCUUGGGGAAGCUCAGAUCAUGCUGAAACAACUGAUAUUUUCAAUGAAGGUGAUCCUAUUUUGGGGGAACCUUCACUGGAAACAGAAUUCCUGGAUCAUGCUCAGUCUGAAGAUGGACAGGAACGGGAGGAUCCACUUACAGGCUGUUUAAGCAUUCCCAGUUCUGACUCACAGAGUGACCAUGUAGAACCACUAGCACCAAGCUUCAUGUUGUUCAAGGAUCUAAAUACUGGAGAGACUUCCAUGGAACAGCCAGAUUUAUCUGCCAGUCCACCUGAAUAUGUUGCUCCACAACCUCUUGCACUUUCAGAUGUAGGUAUUGACCAAGCAGGGUCCAUUGGUGAAGAGCUAGAAACAAAGCUGUGUGAUUCUGACAUCAUACAUUGUAACCCUAGUUCAGAAGAUCGAGCAGAACAUGUGGAAUAUCAGUUUAAGAAAGAGGAAACUUCCGAAGGUGGCCAUAGUAAUUUGGAAACUGAUCAGAAGCUAAAGGAAAUUGAAAACAAAGCAAAUAGUGUGCCCUCUUUAGAAACUUUGAUGGAAAAUCACUUGGAGCCCCUGAAGGUAGAGUGUGACAUGCCAAGUGAGGAUCACCUGAAGGAUCAUUGUCAAGUGUACUUGGAAGAAUCUUGUGAAAAACUCCUAAUGGAGCCAGAUAAAGUGCCCUUAACAGAACCUUUUGAUAUACCAUGCAAAGCAACCCUGGAGGAACUACUUGAAGGAUCCUCCCAUGAUCCAAGUGAAAAAUUGUUGGUAAAAGAAGCUUCUGGAAAACCCCUUGAAAAUUCUUUAGAACUAGUAGAGAAUAGUCCUGCCAACACCACAAUCUCCUCCCACACUUUGCCUUCUUCAUUUCCUUUGUUUACCACCUUUCCCACCCCAGCACCAGACCACUGUGUGUUCCCAGACCCUGAGGCUGACCAUGACAUAAAACAGGAGUUACUCUUGGGUUCAAUAGAGUCAGAGGUCAAACCCAAACCCGACAGCACCACACUGACCCCACACCUGGAACAGGCUGCUGAUAUGGAAGUGAAGGUUGAGAUGAAGGAAGGGGAAACAAAGACAACAGCUUUAUUGGGAGAUAGUUUUGUUGAGGCAACACAGUUUGAUCCAUCCAUAUGCGAGGUGGCAGGCAGUCUUCAUGAUCCAAAGGAGCCAACCAUUGCUCGGCUGCUACAAGAGAAACCUCAUUACUCAUUCUCCGAGUGGCCCAAGGACAGAGUUAUCAUCAACCGCAUUGACAGUAUUUGUCAAGCCAUCUUAAAGGGGAAGUGGCCUUCCCCUAGUCAUCAGUAUGAAUCUCCCAACUCAGUCAUUAACACCUGCAUGUCCAACAGUGCCCAGCUAAGAGCAGGGUUUUUACCAGCAAGAAUACCUCUACCUCAAGACCUUAACUUAAACAUUCCACACUCAAUACCACAUAUACACAAGGAACGGUUAGUAACACCUGCAUUUCUUUCUGAACUCAAGCGUUCUAAGUGUCGGUUUGAGUUUAACACGGAGGUUCCUGUUAAACCAAUCGAUCUUGGAGAAAAAAUCCAACUUGGCAUCCCCCACCAUGGUGGUACCCUCCUCCUAAAUGGUUGGCAAGAAGCUGCCAUGGAUCUGUCUAACCCAGCUGAAAUUGCAUUUAGUAGGGAGGCUGAAUCUAUGAGGCAUGUGACCCAUGCUGUUCAAUCAGCACCUCACAAGAUGCCUAACCUGAGCUCCAUGGAGGGCUUAAUGGGAUUGGACAUGGCGGGUAUUCUGCAAGCAGGACUUGUACACCCUGUUACAGGGCAGAUUGUUAAUGGCAGCCUUCGCCGUGACGAUUCAAUAAUGAGGAGGAGGAGAGGUCGAAGGAGAAAUGUGGAAACACUUGACCUUGGAUUAAUGAAGGAACAAGACAUAAACUUAACUAAAGGGAAGGGGCAGCCAGAGACCGUCAACCACCCCAUUGUGUCCUCCACCUCCUCUCAGCCUGACUGCCUCACCCAUCCAACUUCUGCCCCCCCUCCCUCAGAGUCAUUGACCAUGAGUUUUGACAGAGAGGCAGCCAGUAAAGGCCUGAUGGAAUGGCUCAGACAGAACCCAAGCUACAGAAUGGAGCUUCCUGCUUUUUCAAUGUCUCAGACUGCAAGCAUGUUGCACAGUUUUGCUGAACGUCCGAAGCAGAGGAGACAUCGUUGUAAAGACCCUACCAAGUUGGAUGUGAAUUCCCUGACUGGUGAGGAGAGAGUCCCAGUAGUGCACAGGAACACAGGUCGCAGGCUGGGUGGUGCAAUGGCCCCAGCCAUAAAGGAGCUUUCUCAAUGGCUAGAUGCAAACUUAGAAUAUUUUGUGGCUCCUGACUGGGCAGAUGUGGUGAAGCAUUCAGGUUUCCUCCCAGAAGGAAAGUUCACCCGGAUUCUCACUGAGCCAGUGAAUCGAGAUACUAGCACACGUCGUAGAGGCAGAAGACCUCGCAGUGAGAUGCCCAAAGCUCCUGAGCUUCCUGCUGGCAUUGGACCACUCUUUAUGAAUGAUGGGCUUAUUGGCAUGGACUUGGUUAACUUACCCAACCUCCGCAAUGUCCCUGGUAUUCCGAUAAGCGGGCUCAUGGGCUUUCCACCUGGUUUGGCUACAUCCCUACAGGGAGAAGAUACUAAGAAUGGCCUGAGUAUGCUACCUAUGAUGCUCCAUAGUAUGUCAACAGUGCAACCACCCAUGUAUGGCACUCAUUUAAGUGGAAUGAUAAACCAGUCACUAUCUGCUACAGCCUCCACAGUAACCACAGCUGCCAGCUCCUCCAGCACGGCAACAGUGACUUCCAUAUCCUCUGCCACUGUGGCCUUAAGCCCUAGCCCUGCAGUCAGCUCCAGCACAGCAACUUCUAAAGAGAGAGCCAGCCCUGAGCCUAGUACUGAGAGACGGAGUAUGGAUGAGCGAACGUUAGGAGAGAAUGAGAAACAAAUGUUACCUGCUGUUCCCAGUCCCACUGUUACUAGCAGUUCUGCUAGCAUUACAAGCAGUGGGAGCCAUUUGACCUUCAACCCAUUUUUGAUCCCAGGAAUGCCUCAUGGAUUACUUUAUCCUCAUAUGUUCCUGCCACAUGGCAGUAUUAUGGCACUUCCAUCAGCAUCAGAUAGCACUGGCAUUACUAAGCAGAAGAAAAAGAAAAUUAGGGAUGAAGGAAGGGUGGAAGAAGACAGUGGUUUAUUGGAGGUACAGGAUGGGGAGAUGAAGGGGACGGGGGAUAUAGAGACACUGGAGAGUAAUCAUAAAGAGGGCAGGCUGGAAGAAUCUUUGCCAGCUGUGGACACCAGUAAGGUAACAAGUAAUGAUGAUAGUGAUCCUUCACCUGUGGUCAACACAGCCAAAGCAGUAGAGGAAAUAAAAGGAGAGGUAGAGAAAACAGUAGAGUGCAGCAUGCCUGUGCCAAAAGAUGAUGACUUGGAUGUAACGCAGGAUGUGUAGUAGACUCUGCUCUCCAGUGAGCAACAGUAUCUGUAUGUGUUGUGCUGGUAAAAGUUUGUGUGAAGAGAUUUGAUUAUCAACUUCUUAAUGUUUAUAGAUCUGCUGCAUAUUCAAAACAGGUGAAUUCUUUGACAUACCCCUUUCAUGGGUUUGCUGAAAUAACCAUAAAGUAAUAGCAUGCACACACUUGCAUUUCAGUACCACAAAAAUACCCAAUAAAUAUCACCUUGAAUGUGAAGAUGUCACUCUUGCAUCAUGGAAAUGGGUCCUGAGGUCACCUGACCUGUUCUGGUUGUGUAUGGCACACUUAGCUCAGUGUUAGAAGUGACAAAGGACGUCAUCAAAAUGAUCCUGUUUUUUGUUUUUGUUUUUUUCUCCCCUCCCUACAAGAGAUAAUCUGCACACAGAAAGUCAGAAAAUGGCUGCAGUUGAUGACAGGUGUUGUGAAUGACAUGACAGUCUUGUCUUUAAUUUAUGGUGCUUACAGGGUUUUCGGGGGGAAAACAUGCUCCUUUGCUUACAAAAUGAAUUGAUUAGAUUAUUCAUAGAAAUACUUGUAAACAUUUCACAUUUGUAUUAAAUGCCUACCCCUCAUGGGUGGAUUAUUAGCAGAAUUGCUGCUGUUACUCUUAUGAUGGACAACACUAGUUGCACAUCACUAGUUGCAUGCUGUUAAAUUCUAGGAGCAAAACAUUUAAGAAUAAGUAGAAAGCUCUAAAUAAAUACAACGUCCAAAAUGAGUGCAGUUGAACCAUAAGAAUAGAGAAUAAAACAGUGCUUAACAUUUAUAACGAAGAACAAUCCAGAAAUUUGGGGGGGAGGGCAUGGAGGUGGAAUAUAUUUUCACAGUGUCAUUUUGAAAUAAAGCCCUUUCCUUCUAACACUCCAGAGAUGGAAUAUGCCACAAGAAUUAUUUCAAGUAAGUGCAGAAUGACCUUUGAUUUGACAAGGUGUCAUUAGGAUUUCAAAUGUGGAUUCCAAGUGAAUCUUAGUGUAUGUAUGGGGCCAUUGGGUGAAGAUUGUGUUUGAACAUCUCAUUCAUCUAAACACUAUUAGUGAAAUUAAUAUUUCAUUGCUAAUUGAUAUCAUUGCUCUGUUUUGUCAUACAUGUAGAGUAAAAAAGGCCCAGCAUUGAUGAGAAACUGUUUCUGGGCCAGAAGGCCUUGCUUAAAUGCUUUUGUCUGACCUGAUACAUCUGAAAAUAGUGUAGAGUAGCAUCUGUCAAGAUUUUUUUAAAACAUGUAAAUUUAUAUAGCUGUAUAUUGCUGUUACUUUUGUUUAAAAGCACACUAUUUUUAUUGUCAUUGUCAUUGGGAGAAACUGUAAAUCAGUGCUAGUAUUUCUUGUAUCUACCCAUAUUGUACACUAGAUGGACACCCAAGACUUUUUGUUGACACAUUUUUCUCUCCAAAUCUCACAGCAGGGUUUUUUUUUGUUUUGUUUUUUAAGUUCCUUAGGUUGUAUUAGUUUUCUAUGCCUAACAUUCUUGAAUUCACUUUCUUAACAUUGUUUGGGAUGUGAAAACAUUUUGCACGGUCCUUAUGGUGAAUAUUUAUCUGGAACUGUAUUCUGUCUCUCAUGCGUUCUUAUUUCUUCUGUUUAUUGUAUAGACGUUUGUUUGUGUGGACAUAUGUACAUACAUGUCUGCUCCUGCAGGGGACAGUUUUCAUCCAUGUAAACCUGAACAUUAUAUUUCUCAUCUAUAACCAGCCUUCUUUUUGUGUUACAUUUUUUGUUGCUUUGUCACUUCUUAGAACUCUGUACUAUCUUUUUUUUUUUCCUUUUUUUCCCCUUACCAAUCAACAAAUAUAAAUGCUAUUUCAUUAGAGAUUUCUUUCAUUUAUCCAGUUUAUUAAAAAUACAUUUGGUUUAUUUAGCAUUUUAAAUUGGCUUACUUAGUGUUUCAUUCAUAGUAUUUGUUACAUAUACAUUUUAAACUGUAUAUGUUAAGGUGUCUGUGUUUUGGAAUGGGAACCACUCUUACUUCCCUAACAAAAGCUUCUGCGCAUGCAUAAAUUCAGAUUCCUAUAAUAAUUAUUCCAUGGUCACAGAAAAUAGUAAUUUCUGAUUGGCUGGAAUCUGUGCAUUCAUUCCAUAUAUAGGGACAUUUCUGAAAUAGACCUGCUAAAAUACUUAAUCACAUUUCUAUAUCAACACUACAAAAACACCACAAAAAAAUCAGUCAAAUUGUCUAGACUUGUAUUUAAGCAACACUGUCUCUAUCCUGAUGCAAAAAAAGAUCUAUCUAAAAAUAACAAUAACCAUCAGACUAUUACUAAAUGGAAAUGUUUAACAUUUAUUACCUGUCUGCUAUGUGCACUGCUGUCAGUGCACUAUAGGCCAAAAUGUUGAGUAAAGUCUGUGCUUAUUGAUUUUAAGUCUAAUUGUAUCGUUUGAUUUCCUCAAUUAUAUAUGUUAUCAGCUAAUCUUAAUGUUGCAGCUGAAUUGGCCUAAUUUUAAAUAUGGAAGAAAUAAACAUUUAUACAGUCCCCUCUGAAAGUAUUGGAACAGCAAGGACAGUUCUUUCCUUUUUGCUAUACACUGAAGAUAUACUGAAGGGUUUGAGAUCAAAAGAUGAAUAUGAGAUGAUGGAUCAGCAUGUCUAGAUGUGUUAAAUAACUUGGAGCAUAGAACCUUUGGUGGCAGACCACCCAAUUUGUUGGUGAGUAAAAGUAUAGGAACAGAGUCUUAAAGUAAAUAAGUAAAUUACAGUUGGUGUUUUGGGGAUUUUCUCCCUUCAGUCUCCUCUUCAGGAGGUGAAAUGCAUGCUCAAUUGGGUUUAGGUCUAGUGAUUGAUUUGGCCAGUCUAAAACCUUCCACUUUUUUUCCCCCUGAUGAAGUUAUUUGUUGUGUUGGCAGUGUCUUUUGGGUCAUUGAUUUGCUGCAUGAUGAAGUUCCUCUCAAUUAGGUUGGAUGUAUUUCUCUGUAAAUUGGAAGACUUGAUGUUUCUGUAGACUUCUGAAUUCAUUCUGCUGCUACCAUCAUGAGUUACAUUGCCACUAAAGAUUAGUUAGCCUGUUAAAGAAGCAGCCAUGCAAGCCCAAGCCAUGACACUACCUCCACCAUGCUUUCCUUGAUCAUGAGGAGAUCCUUUCUUUCUCCACAUUUUGGCCUUUCCAGCACUUUGUUAGAGGCUCAUCUUUGUAUUUCUUUGAGAAUACCAAUCUGGCCUUCAGAUUCUUACUGCUGAUGAGUGGUUUGCAUCUUGUGGUAUGGCCUCUCUAUUACUGCUCUAAGUCUUCUUGGGAUUGUAAUGCCCUUUGGAUGCUGUUGAUGAUGUCACUGUUGUUUUGGGGUUUUUCUUCACAGCUCUCUGUCAACUGCUGUUGUUUUCUGGUUGUUAAUAGUUCUACUUGUUAAUAGUUCAGUGGUUUCUUUCUAUUUCAGGACAUUCAAAAUUGUUGUACUGGCUAUGCCCCAAUGCUUGUGCAAUGGCUGUGAUCAAUAUUCCCUCUUUUCUGAGCUUCAAAAUGGCUUGGUUUUGUCCCAUUAACAGGUUUCUGGUCUACAUGGUGGUUUAUCCUUUUUGAUAACAAAUGCAGUCUUAACAGGUGAAACCCAGGCCACAAGCCACAUCUGUGCACCUGUCUGACAGUCGUGUUCCAAUAUUUUUGAUUACUUAAAGUCAGUGGGUUCAAACAAAAGCUGUCAUGUUUAACACACCUAUAUGUAGAUAUAAGGAAGUGAAAGCUGAAAUUUGGAUCUAUCUUAUAUUCUAUCUUUUGAUCUAAAACCCAAAUGUUUUAGGUGUAUAACAAAAAGAAAAUUAUUGGUCUUGCCGUUCCAGUACUUUCAGAGUGGACUAUAUGUUAGUGUGUGGAAUUGAUCAUAGAAACGAAUGAAAGAGUGCAGUAUUCUAUACACUUCAGUAUUCCAUGCACUUGAUCUUUUCCUGCUAAUACAUGCUAAUUCUAAUUCUAGCUAAUAAUCUAAUUAAUGCUAAUUCUAUUAAUACAUACUUGACAGUAUGUAUUAAACAUAAAAUGGUAUUAUUGUCAAUUUACUCCUUUUCCCAACAGAACCAUUUAAAAAAAAAAACACACACACACACACUGUGAUGAAAAUCUCUGUACACAGUGUCAGAAUGAUGAACAUUACUGGAGGGGAAGCACUAGAGAUGCAAAUGCCAUGGGGUGGGGACCAAAGAUUUGAUCCCCUGAAACAGUUUUGUAAAGCACAAUAUACCAUCAUGUAUCUUUUUAAGCUUUGCUUUAUGGAUUCAUUUAAUUAGACCUUUUCUUAGAAAUGUCAGAAAAGCAGAAUAUAUACACAAUUUUUUUUUUUUAUGUUUGUAGUCAUUUGUGUUGAUUUUCUACAAUUCACAAUUUGUUUGAAAGCAUACAGAUUUGCACGCUGUCAAAAAAAAAAAAAACUUCUAUACAAUUAAACAAAUCAGAAAAAAAUAUGCAAUAUAUGGGUCCAGACUUAAGGUCUAAUUUUUAUGUUAUGGUAAUACUAAGAUGUGUUUUCAUUAUCCUCUCUUUGUUGAUAUUUAUCAAAUAGUCAGCUUUUAUUAAUUAUUAUUGUUUGUUGUAAUCCAUAGUCUUGCCUGUUGUUGUGUUUGUGUAUUCCAAUAUGUACAUAAAAAUAUCCAGUCGAGA